AAGUGACAAACGACAUAUAUUAUUUGAAUUCAUUAAGCCCUGCACCAAUCAAGGUUACGUUUUGGUUGUCCUUUCGUUGCCUGCCUGUGCUCAGCCUCAUCAAGCGACGAGUUCGUGUGGCGCCAGACAACGGCUCGGACUCCAAAACCCCAGACACCACGUAAUUCUUGAGAACAGCAACAAAAUCACUGCUUUUCAAUCGCCCUCCCAACAUAAAACCACCUUAGACGCUUCCGACCCUCGUCUAUGUGACAUACGCACUUCAAACCAUCCCCGCCUGAUCUCACGUUGCGCAUUUGCUGAAGCUUUGGAGCUGUUGUUGAUCAACCUCUCAACCUCGACCCACAUUUCGACUUCCGCUGAUUCCAUCACACACACGCAAAGAUGACGAUCGCAGAGGAAUUCGCCACGAGGAAUUUCAGUAUUUACGGACAAUGGACCGGAGUAAUAUGUAUCUUCCUCUGCUUCGCCCUGGGCAUAUCGCAUCUAUUCCACAUUAGCAUCUUGAUCCUUUUCGGAGCUCUCUGCCUCGCAAGCUCGUUCAUCAUCAUCUUCAUCGAGAUCCCUCUCCUCCUUCGCAUCUGCCCUACCUCCGCCAAAUUCGAUACCUUCAUGCGCCGAUUCGCAACGAACUAUAUGCGUGCCGGCAUCUACUUUGCCAUGGGCCUCAUCCAAUGGCUUAGUAUAAUUGCCGACCCAACAAGUCUAAUCGCCGCAGCGAUUAUGCUUACGCUUGCUGGUACAUUCUACGCUUUGGCAGGAGUAAAAGGGCAGGGCUUUGUGGGAAGCAAGACACUUGGUGGGCAAGGAGUUGCACAGAUGAUCAUCUAAGUAACUCCGAGAGAUGAGUAGCAAUGAGGCAUGGAGGAACUGAAGCAUGGAGGAAGCUGCAUUGGACGGCCGAAUGAAGUUGAGGGACAUGAUUGCGGAUUGCUUGAUGGUAGAAAAUGGGGAGAGCAUUGAGUUUAGGGCCUGGCGUUCCGGAUUUUGCACCUGGUUGGCCUGGCCGGAUUACGGGUUUUCUUUUCCAAGAAAGGUUGAGGAGUUUCAACUACCGUACUUCUAUAUCUCGUUUUCCUACGAGGUACAAUCCAAACUUG
Molecule: messenger RNA, 1100 nt
Organism: Hyaloscypha bicolor E
Lineage: Eukaryota; Fungi; Ascomycota; Leotiomycetes; Helotiales; Hyaloscyphaceae
Product: putative Golgi apparatus membrane protein tvp18
Exons: 4
Coding region: 385-831 (148 amino acids)
Biological process (GO): vesicle-mediated transport
Cellular component (GO): Golgi membrane
Source: RefSeq, a predicted model, not a curated record